GCAGCUUAGAUUGCGAAGUUCAUAGAUGCGAAGUUACCCCAUAUAAGGAAGUUAUUGCUGGCGCGGAUUGGCCUCUCAUUGGUCUAACGAAUAGACCACUUGAAUUCGACCAAUGAGGAGCCAAGAAGUAGCAGCAUGGUCGCAGCCUGCUGAUAAAUAAACGGGGUGCGAACAGAGCUCAGGUUACGCGUGCAGUGAUUGUUUUGAUAUAAGAGCUCUAUAGCCUUGGUUGGAUAUAGCGAUAUCAAUAUAGGGCCCAUUGGAAUUCAGGUUGGGGGAGGUGCAGAAGGCCUCUGGUACGUAGGAAAGCUUUACGAUGGUCUUCGCACAAGACAAGAAGCAUUCGGAUAAGGAAAGGUGGAUAUGCAUCUACCCGUCAUAUAUAAAUAAUCAGAAGACAUUGGCACAAGGCAGAAGAAUACCCAAAGAAAAGGCAGUGGAGAACCCCAACUAUGAGGAGAUCCGGGAUGUGCUCUCCUCGGCCGGCCUGCAGGUGGGCGUCGAGAACAAACUCUACCCGCGCGAGAACAGCAAGGAGCUGCUCUUCCGGGGUCGCAUCCGCGUCCAGCUCAAACAGGACAACGGCAAGCCCGUCAAACCAGAGUUCCCGUCACGUGACUCGCUGCUGCUGUACCUGGCUGAAAACAUUCCGAAGCUAAAGAGCCGCCAGAACCGGCCGGCCGAGGCGGGCGCCGCCGCCGCCGCCGCCGCCGCCCCGGCGGCCACCGCCGGCAAAAAGAACAAAGGCAAGCGGUGAACGGCGUGCGGUGGCAGGUCUCUACCUGAAGAGGGCUGCGCUCGUGUGGGCGCGUGGCUGCCAGCAGCAGAGGGGCGCUGCUCGGCUGGCUGCAUUGGUGAGGGUUGGGAGUGGGGUUUGAUCCUAUCCUGUGUCCGGUGCUCAUAUGUAGCAUCAUUUCUUCUUUCCCGUGUUGUUUUAAAGACAUGGGGGCGAUCAUUGCUUUCCGUCAUUGUAUACUGGAUGUUGGAAAUAUAUUACUACGCUCGAGCUAAA
This is a messenger RNA of Amphibalanus amphitrite, 1012 nucleotides long. Its product is annotated as signal recognition particle 19 kDa protein-like. The transcript has 4 exons. Gene Ontology annotation, cellular component: signal recognition particle, endoplasmic reticulum targeting. Gene Ontology annotation, biological process: SRP-dependent cotranslational protein targeting to membrane, signal sequence recognition; SRP-dependent cotranslational protein targeting to membrane. Lineage: Eukaryota; Metazoa; Arthropoda; Thecostraca; Balanomorpha; Balanidae. The record is from RefSeq and is a predicted model, not a curated record. The coding region runs from base 317 to 757 and encodes 146 amino acids. Gene Ontology annotation, molecular function: 7S RNA binding.